UCUGCCCUCGGCUGGAGCUAUCUGAUGAUGGAUCUGUUCCGUAGAGGAGAGCUGGGGCUGCUGGGAGGAGGAGAGAGGCUGAGGGACGACGGGGGCGGUCCCGGGAUCAGCUGGCCGGCCAAUCGGCUGCCGGAGGACAUGUACCCGGCGUCCGGCUUGGCCCUGGCCGCCGCCUACCACGACAUCAAGACCCGGCUGGCGAGCCUGGAGCGGGAGAACAGCAGCAUCAAGAGGAAGCUCAAACACUACGAGUUCCCGAUGGUCGGUGUGUUUGGGGAGGAGACGAUCCUGUGCUGCUCCUGUGAGCCAAUCAUGAAGGACACCAGUGUGAUCCAAUCAGAGACCACCAACCUGCAGCAGAGGGUCAACUCUCUGACCCAGGAGCUCCAGAAGAGCAAGGAGAGAGAGGAGAGGUUAGAGGAAGUCGUCCAGGCCUACGAGAAGAUUCACUUGGAGAAAAGCAAUGUCCAGAGAGACCUGGACAAGAUGACGUCCCUGGCGGAGCAGCACGUGCAGCAGAUCUGCAGCCUGGAGUCGGCCCUCCGGCAGCGAGAGGCCUCGGUCCAGAAGGUCGGCGCUCAGCUCCGCCGGGACACGCUGCAGCUGCACGCCAGCCUGGACGUGCCCAGAGAGGGCCGCGGGCCGACCCUGCGGAGCUCCCGCAGUCUGGACGCCGUGUCCGACCUGAAGCUGCAGCGGCUGGAGGCGGAGCUUGAGGGCGCCCGCCGCCAGGCCGAGGCGGCCCGCCAGAGGGAGGCGGAGCUGAGGGCCGAAGUCCAGAGGCUGCAGCAGGAAGUGGCCCAGAAACAGAGAAAGGACGCGUCCCAACACUGUGAGCACUGCGACGUGGAGUGGAUAAAGAAAGCUGGCGACGAGCAGGUGAACCUAGCGUUAGCCUACACCGAGCUAACGGAGGAGCCUGAGCUACCGACCGCUAGCGCCGAUGCUCUCUCGUUCUCUCGUCCUCCCCCAGCCUCCCGCCCGGCCCCUGCUCCUGAGUGUCUUUCCCCCACCUCCCCCCAGCGCCCCUCCCUCGACAGGCUCCUCCCCACCCGCUCCCCUCCCCUCUCCCCGAGCGGCGACCCCGCCUCCUACUCCCACCAGCCAACCUGCAGCCGCCUGCGGGCGAAGUUCCAGGGGCGCCGCAGUUACUCUGAGGUGUCUGACCCUUCCAGCAUCCACAGGCCCCCAGCCUGGCAGAUGAGGGAUCCAGUGUCCACGCUCCCAAAGCCCAGACCCGUCCUGGGGGAGAAGCAGGGUUACCAACUCAAAGCCCAGCUCCGCACCUCCUUGGGGGGGCUGGUCAGACCGGCCUCGGCUCGAGGGGCCGGAGGGGAGAGAGGAGGAGGAGGUGGGGGUGGAGAGAGGGUUGGGGGCAGCAGUCUGAGCAGCAGUCCACAUCACUGUGCUCUGGACCUUGGCUUCCCUCGGGCUUCUGAGGGUCAUCACUUCCGUCACCUUGACAACCAACAGGAGCCCAGCCCGCUGGUGACGCCGCCGCAGUCCUCUGAUGAAGAAGAGGACGCGAGUACGUACCUGUCGCCGGUCGCCAGCCCGCUGCGGGCGCACGGCCCCGUCGGCUCGCCGUCGCCUAGGAAACCGCCCCCCCAGCGCCCCUCCUUCUCGCCCCCCGAGGGCCCGGCCACGCUCUCCUGCCACCUGCCGGCCUACAUGACCACGGAGCACGCUCAGUCGUGGCCGUCCAUCAACUUGUGGAUGGAGUCAGAGGAGAGCGCCGCCCGGAGCUGCCCUCUGUGUCAGCUGACCUUCCCGACCGGUUACCCUGACGACGCCCUCAUCAAACACAUCGACUCCCACUUGGAGAACAGCAAGAUAUGAUUUGUAUUCUAUAUAUUUUCUAAAUCAAGACUUUUUAAACCCGUGAGGGCGUGAUGGUUUCUACCCCGGAGCGGUUCGAUGAGCCCGCAUGCUUCCUCUUCCCGUGGAACCGUCUCCUGGGAGCCAGGGGGACACAUGCCUUGCUCAAAGGGGGCACUUCCCUCCCGAUGUGGCAUCCAACCAGCAACCUUCAGUUUAACAGAUUUGUUUUUCUACCCUCCGGGCUCCAAGACUUCAUUUGAUCGACAAGUUAUGGAUCUGUUUACUGAUGUUCUCCCAAAGCCCCUCAUCCACGGUUCUACGACACCUGGACAUGGACCGGUGUGACCAGGUGGAAGGAACACACCUGUGUCUCAUGGAUACACACACACACACACACACACACACCAGGAGACACGGGCAAAGUGAGGAGCACCUGGCGUUGGCUUGUGGAGAAUCCAAACUAUUAAAAACAUUUCUGGAUCUGCAAUAAAAUGGCAAAAAUGU
Pseudoliparis swirei is the source of this 2325-nucleotide messenger RNA. RefSeq names its product TANK-binding kinase 1-binding protein 1-like. Gene Ontology annotation, cellular component: cytoplasm. Gene Ontology annotation, biological process: canonical NF-kappaB signal transduction. NCBI's taxonomy places the organism in Eukaryota, Metazoa, Chordata, Actinopteri, Perciformes, Liparidae. The transcript has 13 exons. The record is from RefSeq and is a predicted model, not a curated record. Bases 25 to 1839 code for a protein of 604 amino acids.